Centruroides sculpturatus (bark scorpion) is the source of this 613-nucleotide messenger RNA. RefSeq lists its product as uncharacterized. The record is from RefSeq and is a predicted model, not a curated record. The coding region runs from base 59 to 613 and encodes 184 amino acids. The transcript is spliced from 6 exons. Lineage: Eukaryota; Metazoa; Arthropoda; Arachnida; Scorpiones; Buthidae.
AUUUCCUACGAAACUCGGCAGUUACAUUCAAAUACCUCUAACUUAGUCUACUUGAUCAAUGAAAUUGUGCCAUUUCGUACCAUCCGAGUAUCGCAAUAAACAUAACAAUGCAAUUCAUGCAACAAUAGAACUGCAAAGAUUAGCUACGAAAUACGAAAUUGCUAUACUUUCUAUUCAGAGAUUUCCUUUUUCCGACUCAAAAUCUCUCAAUAUAACACCACAAUUGAAUGCUAUUAAGGAAAAGGAAGUCAGAAUAAUAAUUCUUUAUUGUGAUAUAACGAUAAGUAAAACUGUUAUAAACCAAGCUGAUCGCAUGAACAUGUUUCGUUCUGGAUGGACCUGGCUCGUCAUGGAUAGCAUUACAUCACACAGUUUUGAAUACUUAUCAAACGAUGACGGAUACGUACCAUCUUCUUUAGUCGGAUUAAUAGGAACGGCAUUUGUGGUUCCCGACACUAUUUUAUAUUUUAAAUUAGUGAAUCAAUUAAAAAAGAAAAGUUUAGGAAAUCAAUUAGAGAAUGAGCAAGCUUUCACUCGUGUGUAUGAUGCAGUGUUAGCAAUUGCCAACGGACUUCACAAAAUUCUUUACGAAGAGAAAGUAUCUUUCGANUAA